AUGACGAUCUUCAACACAUUCGAAAUCAAAAUCGCCCUUUUGGGCUAUGUCAGCGUUGGGAAGACCACAGUGUUGAAUGCCUUGUUCAGAGACAAAUUCUCAGAAGUCUCUGCUCGAAGGACGACGGCGGGUAUCAACUACUUUCGUUGCAUGAGUCAGGGCGCGGUUGCCCCAGGCGAGGUUGAUACUGGCGAGACGUGGUCUCCUGUAUCCGAUGGGUCCACAGCAAAUGCUCAAGAGGUGCUUCAAGAGAUUGUUGAAACAAACAAAGUGCUCCGUGAGGCGAAAGAAAUCCAAGAGAAGUGGUUCAACAUCGAACUAGAAGCUCCCUUUGCCAAAUCCAGAGAAGAUACCAGCAUCGUCGUGGUCGAGAUACCGGGCCUCAACGAAGCUGGUUCGAAGUCAAUUUUCUCCAACUAUGUGAACGAGCACUGGACUGACUUCGAUUGCGUAGUGCUUGUGAUGGAUUCAAGGCAGGGAGUGAAUACCGAAGAGCAAGUCAAGUUGUUGAGGAUGGUGAAGACGAACCUGUCCAAGAAAGAAGUUCCCGUCAUUAUCCUGUUCAACAAAGUGGACGAGCCUGAUGAUGAGGAACAAGCAGAAUUGCUGUCGGAAGCAAGAGCAAAGAUCUCAGAGGUCUUCCAAGUUGGAGAUAGGUCGAAGGCGUUGGAGGAAACGCUGAAAAACCCCAACAUGUCUCCCUCGGAUUACCCCACCUCGAUGUACCCAGUGGUCAUCCCCAUCUCUGCUAUCCACGCCUUCUUCUACCGGACGGCAUCACUUCUUACAUUUGAUGAGUUCCGUGGAAAAUUUGAUAUGAGCCUCAUUGAACGAAUUGGGCGCGAAGAGAUGGGACGUUUCAAAUGGAAGAAGCUCACAGAGGAGGAGAAAUAUUUGGCUGUCUAUGAGGCUGUUCGGGAAGAUGAAAGCUACGAAGAGCGACUUGCUGCUACCAACUUUGACAAGUUCCUAUCAACACUGUCCCUUGCGGUGGGUGGCAAUGAAGUGCAGACGGAGUUGCUGCUACGACAGCUGAACCUUGAAAUCCAGCAUCUGUCCACCAAGACUGCUUCCUCCGAGCACGUUCGCUCGAUUUACGAGAAGACCCGAGUGUUGGGCAAAGAUAUGGAGGCCCUCAAGGGAGCUGUCUGGGCUGUUUAUCGACUGAGCCGCGAUGACGCCCUUGGCGAAUAUGAAGAUGAGUACAGGCCGAAAGGUUUGCUCGAAGCCAUGACCUUCCUCUGCAACUACUUUGCCUGCAUUCAUGGCUUGGAUUGGCAAGAAGAAGAGAAGAUGAUCAAGCAUGAGGCCAGGAAGCUCGUCCGUUGGCAACUCGGAACCAUCAUCAAGAAGCAGAAUCUCUUGGAGUAUGAUGCUUUCCUGGGUCGAGGUCAGCAAUACCAACUCUGCAGAGGUUGCAGGAAGCCUGUCGCAAACGCCAAGAGCUGGAAAAGCCUUUCAAUUCAUGAUUGGAUCUCAAUUUUCGAGUCCACCUUGCUCAUGUCCUGCAACCAAUCCUUUUGUGAGUCCUUUGGCAGAGAAAAGAUCGUGUUGUCCCAGCUGAAGGACAAGUUCAUCACCUUCAAAUCCAAAACCUGCCGCUGCAAGGUUUGCAGCAGUGAAGGUUUUGAUUGCAGCAGUUGUGGAAGAAGCAUGCACCAACCUGAUACUUGCCCCACUGUCAUGGAAACAUGGAACGUGGAGUUUUUGGAUGGAAGCCUGACCAUCAAAGAAGGAGCCAGCGCCAAGAACUUCGUUACGAUUCCCGCGCUGCUUUCAGAUGAGAAGCACUUUGGGCAUCUUGCUUGGAAGUGCUGCAAGCUCAUUGAUGCAAUUGAGAAGAAGAAGUCUGCUCGCUCCCAGGGCAACUAA
Seminavis robusta is the source of this 1872-nucleotide messenger RNA. The record is from the annotation of a GenBank genome assembly. NCBI's taxonomy places the organism in Eukaryota, Bacillariophyta, Bacillariophyceae, Naviculales, Naviculaceae.